UAAAAAAACACACACAAAAAUCCACCCAAAAAUCACCUCGUUUCUUGUUGGUUUUUGUUUUUGGGGCUAGGCACGCUUUAGGCACCUUCUACACGACAUUAUUGAAACCGGACAGAUGCAAACAUGUCGCUACCAAACGAACAUCAGACAGAGCAACACAACCAGAACAUACCAUCCACAACAAUACCAAUACCAAUACCAUCCACAACAACAUCCACACCAAAACCAAAUGAGCUGAAACUGCGACAAAGAUCAACAACGACAACGACGAAUAACCUCUCGCCGCUCAAUGUGCGACGACUCUCAGGCUAUACAAAUCCGCAAUUGGAUCCCAAUGCUGCCGAUGGCGAACCAACAACAACAACAACAACAACAGCUGGAUCAGGAUCGACAACAGCAACACAUUCCUCCCCGCCAUCGACAACAAUAAACAUGUACAAUAACAAUAAUAAUAAUAAUAAUAAUAAUAGUAAUAAUAAUUAUAAUAAUAAUAAUGAUAAUAAUACAAAUAACAAAAAUACAAAUACAAAUGCAUCACCAUCACCGUCAUUAUACUCAACACCACCAAUAUACCAACAACAAAUGUCCACAUUGACAACAACAACACCCUUAGAUGUCGCUGCGGAUGAUAAAUACAAACUAUUCACAAUUUACAAUGGAAACGACGACCACACAGACAAUGAAAAAUUGUCCGGCUUACCGCCACAUUCAACAACUGGUUCACUAAGCUCAAUCAUCACGACGUCCAUAGCAUCCUCCGAACCCGAUCCUGGUGCGGCAAGUGGUGGCGGCGGCGGUGGCGGAGUUGGUGGUGGCAGCGGCGGCGGCGGCGGUGGAGGAGGCGGCAGUGGUCCUGGCGGCAAUGGUUCUCAAAUCUUGGGCACAGAUGCCUCCAGCAUUGCUGGCAUCAAUGGCAGUUCCGAAGAGAAAUUGGCCCUCAAUCGACCCGGCGGCAUCAAACAAGAGAAAUGGACAACGAUUCUCCUACAAGUAUCUAUACCAUUCUUUUUGGCCGGCAUCGGUACAAUAGGAGCUGGCAUUGUUCUUGGUCGUGUCGAGAAAUGGUAUGUGUUCAAGAACGUGAGCGAAUUGUUCAUUUUGGUGCCAGCCUUACUUGGAUUGAAGGGCAAUUUGGAUAUGUGUCUGGCCUCACGACUCUCGACUCAGGUCAAUUUGGGUAAUAUGACAUCGCGCAAGGAUGUGACACGAAUGAUAGUGGGCAAUAUUGCCUUGGUGCAAGUGCAGGCGACAGUCGCCUCAUUCCUGGUGGCCAUGUUUGCGGUUAGUGUUGGCGCUGCGAUGACAGGAAAUUUCUAUUUUCGCAAUGUCAUGCUGUUGACCGCCUCAGCGAUGUUUACGGCCACCUCAUCAUGUUUUGUGCUAGACUUUGUGCUGGUUGCUGUGAUUCUAUUCUCGCAAAAGUAUCGUCUGAAUCCUGAUAAUUUGGCCACUCCAUUGGCUGCCUCCAUUGGUGAUGUGGUAUCAAUUAGUUUGCUGUCAUUUAUUGCCUCGCUGCUCUACGAGCAUAUCGAAACGCAUCUUUGGAUAACAUUUAUUGUGGUUACCUGCUAUUUGGUCCUAUUGCCCAUGUGGGUGGUCAUUGUCCUGAAGAAUGAGUUUACUCGUCCCGUAUUAAAGAGCGGCUGGGUGCCCGUACUCUCUGCCCUCUGCAUAAGCGGUUUGGGUGGUCUUGUGCUCGAUGCUGCUGUUGAGGUGUUCAAUGGUUUCGUGGUCUUUCAACCGAUCAUUAAUGGCAUUGGCGGCAAUCUGGUAUCGGUGCAGGCCAGCAAAAUAUCAACUAUGCUGCAUCAGAGCUCAAUUAUUGGCAUUAUACCACCGCAUACAAAGAUCUGGGAAUGGCCCUGGCGGGCACUUUUCAAGGGUGUGCCCUAUGCUAAAACGGCAAGGAUACUCAUUGCCAUGUCCAUACCUGGCAAUGUGCUAUUCAUUUUUGUCGCUGACUAUAUAAAUAUGAACACAUCGACGAUAUCAUGGGUAUUUGUGCUCGCCUAUCUGACGGCCAGUUUAAUACAGGUAAUGCUGUUGCUUUAUAUUGCUCACAUUAUCGUGCAUGCCAUGUGGAAAUGGAAAAUCGAUCCGGAUAAUUCGUCUAUUCCAUAUUUAACUGCAUUGGGUGAUCUAUUGGGCAGCAGUUUACUUGCCUUGGCCUGGCUAUUUACCAUGUCUGUGAAUAAACAAUACGGUGCCGGUUUAGAAACAUUAAAUGCCCCCAACUAAACAAACACACACACACACACACAUACACACAGAGAGAAAACCAAUCCAUAUAGCCUAGAAAAAGAUAUAGCCACUUUUUGGUCUAUAAACUUUUUUUUUUGGAUUUUCAUUAUUGUCCCUUAGUUAGCAACUAAAUGAAAAGACAAAACAAAUGCAAAUUUAAAAUGCAGCCACACACACACACACACA
Messenger RNA from Drosophila willistoni, 2427 nucleotides. RefSeq names its product solute carrier family 41 member 2. The record is from RefSeq and is a predicted model, not a curated record. Gene Ontology annotation, biological process: monoatomic cation transport. Gene Ontology annotation, molecular function: monoatomic cation transmembrane transporter activity. The coding region runs from base 124 to 2238 and encodes 704 amino acids. Gene Ontology annotation, cellular component: plasma membrane. The transcript is spliced from 8 exons. NCBI's taxonomy places the organism in Eukaryota, Metazoa, Arthropoda, Insecta, Diptera, Drosophilidae.